Molecule: messenger RNA, 2170 nt
Organism: Metopolophium dirhodum (rose-grain aphid)
Lineage: Eukaryota; Metazoa; Arthropoda; Insecta; Hemiptera; Aphididae
Product: solute carrier family 35 member E1 homolog
Exons: 5
Coding region: 302-1342 (346 amino acids)
Cellular component (GO): Golgi apparatus
Molecular function (GO): antiporter activity
Source: RefSeq, a predicted model, not a curated record
UGCAUACCCAAUUUGUAAAAUGUGAACACGAACGCGAAAUGUAGGAAUUUCAAUUUAGUAUUAAUAUUAAUUAUAAUGUAAUUUAUCAUAAAAAUUGGGAUAAUUUAUUCUAAAUUUCAUUUUUAGUAGUGUUGCAAAAAUAAUGUACCUAUAUUAUAUUUCUAGUUUAAAAACAGAUAGUUUAUUUGUCUUUUCAAUCAUUUACAAUUAUUUAUGUGAGAAUGUAUAAAUUUAAAGUUUCAAACAGUUGAAAGUAUGAGUGUUACGAGAUAUUCUUAGACUAAAAGGACCGGUUGUAAUUAUGGUCGUAGCAUCCAAAGAAGUCGUCACUGUGGCUUUGUUGUGCUGUGUAUGGUACGUAGUAAGCUCCGGUAGCAAUGUAGUUGGCAAGACGCUUUUAAACCAAUUCCCAUAUCCAAUGACCGUGACCAUGGUGCAGCUCCUGUCCAUAGCUGUUUAUUCGGGUCCGUUUUUCAACUUAUGGGGCGUUAGACGAUUCGUUGACAUAAGUUGGCCCUAUUAUUUUAAGCUUAUAGUGCCACUUGCUCUUGGGAAGUUUGUUGGAUCAGUUUUCACACAUGUCAGUCUAUGGAAAGUACCAGUUUCCUAUACACACACAAUAAAAGCUACCAUGCCACUGUUUAGUGUUAUAUUGUCAAGAAUAAUAUUAGGAGAAAAACAAUGUUUAAAAGUAUAUUUGUCAUUAGUACCCAUAAUUGCUGGAGUUGCCAUCGCAUCUUUCACAGAGAUAUCUUUUGAUGUAAUAGGACUGAUGAGUGCUUUGGCAGCUACAUUGCAACACACAUUGCAAAAUAUAUUUUCUAAAAAAGUACUUCAUGACACUGGUAUUCACCAUUUACGCCUGUUACAUAUACUAGGUCGUCUAGCAUUGAUGAUGUUCCUACCCGUGUGGCUUUAUUUCGAUUUUUGGCAUCUAGUGACAGUUUCAAAUUUUAAAAUGAAUAAUGAAUCGUACAAAGUAUUAGGUUUGCUGUUUACUGAUGGUAUACUUAGUUGGUUACAAAAUAUAUUGGCAUUUAGUGUUAUGUCAAUGGUUACAUCUUUAACAUAUGCCGUAGCCAGUUCAUCAAAACGAAUAUUUGUAGUGGCUGCAUCUUUAUUUGUGAUUGGAAAUCCAGUUACCAUUAAUAAUGUUUGUGGUAUGGCAUUGGCUCUGUUUGGUGUUAUUGCGUACAAUAAGGCUAAAUAUGAUGCCAGACGAACAGAUCAGAAACGUGUAAUAUUGCCAAUGACAUACCAACACACAAACAAUUCUACAUUUUGGCAAAAUGGUACCGGAAAUUCCAGUUAUGUUAACGGAAAUAAAUCAUUAUUUGUCUAAUUUUAUAAUGUGACAGCUUCCAUACAAUUAUAAAAAAUUUAAAAUUUAACAAAAAAGUUGUUAAAUAUAUAUAUAUUUAUGUAUUUUUAUUUUGUUAAUGUUUUCGAUUAUAAUAUAAUAUACUUAUUGUAUUAUUUUAUUUUUUAUGAUUGUAUUGAUUUUUGAGUAUUUUUUAUUAAAAUAGUUAUGUUAAAAAUAUUAGUUCUUUAAAAAUGUUAAAUGGAUAAUAUUGUAACAUAUGUUUUGUACAUAAUUAUUAUUUUAUGUUAUAAAAAUUGAUUUAAAUUAUAUUCUAUUAUUUUUAUAUUACAAAAGUUGGUCAUCAGGUCAUCUUGUCUAAUUACUUGAAUAAGUUCAUUUAAAAUUAAAUUAUUUUAGUUAUUUGUUUUACUAUUAACAGUCAACAAAAACUAAAUACAUUCAUGUAAAAAUAAAUUCCAUUGUAUAUUAUGAUUUUUUUUAAAGUGUUACAUUUAGACCUUAUUUAUAUUUUGUAAAGACUGUUUAUUUUUUUGUGUUGCAUAAUGUCAUAAUAUUAGUUAUUCUUUUUGAUUUAUCGUUAUUUAUGUUAAUUAUUGAAAUAUUUUUGAAAGCAUGGCCAAUUAAAUUUAAUAGUUAAUUUUAUAUAUUGAUAAAUGGUCUUUUUAAUCUUUAUUGUAUAGUUUUUUUUAUUAUCUAUGAAAGAUGUAACUAAUGAUCAUUAGCUUACUGACAGGGGAUUAUGUAUGUUGUUAUCUCCAAUUGAGAUUAUAUUAUAUUUUAUUUUAAAAGUAGUAUAAUAAGAAUAUUUUUGUUAAAAUAAAAAUAUAAAAUAGUUAUUUUUAUAAA